CGCGAGUUACUCCUCAGAGGACCAAUGCGAGCAGCCCGCUGACCGACCCCACGAGAACUUUUAAGGCGUUCUUGGGAUGUUCUUCAGAAGAUCAGAAGAUGAAACGGCCUACCCGUAAAUGCUGCUGGAAAGUGUUCUUAAGGUGUUUGUUGUUCUGCGUGUUCCUGCUGUGUAUGAUCUACAUCUGCAAAGUUGGAAUAUACCCUAGAAGAUGUGACGUCAGAGCCGUGGAUCCUGAUCACGUGAAAAGAGCAAAAAGUUUUGCUAAAAGAGUGAUACGGGCGGAAUGUCGACCAAACUUCGCCAGGACAGCGAUGGGCGACUUAUUCGGCAGCAGGUACAGCACCAACAUGUCGGUGUUUCUAAGAAAACAAGAUCUCAGUGAAACGCUGUACCAGUACAGCCCCCCGUUUGGUUUUCCCCGCUACACGGAGCUGCUUGAAGACAUUCUAACGAUGAUGCCAGAAGACGGCCUUCCUAAGAGAUUAGAAUCCAAGUCCUGCAAGCGCUGCAUUGUCAUAGGAAGCGGUGGGAUCCUUCGCGGACUCCAGCUGGGAAGUGUUGUGGACCAGUAUGACAUUGUCAUCAGGCUGAACAAUGCUCCGGUGACUGGACACGCUCAAGACGUGGGCAACAGAACGACCAUCAGGAUGACCUAUCCGGAAGGGGCCCCGGCUUCCAAAGAAGAGUAUUUCGUCGAUGGUCUCUUUCUGACCGUUAUAUUUAAGCAUGCGGAUAUCCUGUGGCUCCAGGCUUUGCUGAAGAAUGAAACAUUGUCUGCGUGGAAUAAGUUGUUUUUCUGGAAGAGCGUCGUGGAGCGGCUCCCGCUGAAACCCAACCAAAUUCGCAUAGUGAAUCCUCUCGUUGUGAAAGAGACGUCGCUCGAUAUACUCCGGUAUCCUGCACCGCGACAUAAGCGGUGGGGAUGGGAGAAGAAUGUGCCGACAAUAGGUGUGAGUGCCCUUGUCCUGGCUACCCAUCUGUGUGAUGAGGUGAGCCUAGCUGGAUUUGGUUAUGAUCUCAGCCAGCCGGACGCUUCCUUGCACUAUUUUGAUAACCUCUGCAUGAACGCGAUGAACCUGCAGCCCAUGCACGACAUCACCGAGGAGAAAAAACUCCUGCAGACGCUGGUCAAAGGAGGCAUCGUGAAGGACCUCAGCGGAGGGAUACACUGUGCGUUCUGCUCGGAGCACCAAUCAGAGGCCUGAGCGUUCAGCCAUGACUAUAUCUCUCCGCCCUCACCCACUGUGCCUUUCACUGCUUAAACACGGGGUGAGCGGGACUCCCCCCCCCCAUGUGACACAUCAGGGUCCCUCCACUUACUGAAACUAUGCAAAUUUAUGCAGAAUUAUGCUGCUCACAUCACGCACAUCCUCGCGUGGCAACGUCCGGGACUGGCGCGUGCCGGAGGAACGUUAGUGUGCGGUGAUGCCGCGUCCAUGAAACUUCACGGGAUAAUACUGAAAGGGGUUUCGGUUUUCUUUUGUCAUGUAUACCAAAUACACCAGAACGACCGCACUAUUUUGCAACUCCGAACCUCAACACUAGAGGGCACUGUUCUACAGGAAAGUGGAAACUCCUCCCACUCUUUUUUUUUCUUUACACUUUUUAAACUUUAUUUGUCUUGAACAACAAUAAGAGAACCCUGUGUGUAUUCGCAUCUCGUCACUAGGAUUUUGAGUCGUUUCA
Messenger RNA from Spea bombifrons (plains spadefoot toad), 1689 nucleotides. It is a transcript of the gene ST3GAL5, whose product is annotated as ST3 beta-galactoside alpha-2,3-sialyltransferase 5. Bases 99 to 1208 code for a protein of 369 amino acids. The transcript is spliced from 7 exons. Gene Ontology annotation, molecular function: lactosylceramide alpha-2,3-sialyltransferase activity. Lineage: Eukaryota; Metazoa; Chordata; Amphibia; Anura; Pelobatidae. The record is from RefSeq and is a predicted model, not a curated record.